UGCAGAGUCGUCCAGCCUUUAUCCUGAACUGAUAGCUAACAAAUUAGGACCGCCAGCGAACGUAUUCAGCUGCUAUCAUCGCGACGACGUGCGGACGACUGUCGAUACCCAUUCUUCCAGCAGCCAGGCACUUGAAAACUUACUAAUCCCAGACAUUCACAGCGCCUUGAACUAAGCACCCGAGAUGGCUCUUGACGCGGGCGUCAUAUCGAUGACAAUUGAGUUCGCCAAGGACCUAAAGGACGUCGAGUGGUUUGGCAGGAUGGACCCCUACUGCAUCGUACGAAUCGGCAACCAGCGCUUCCGCACGCGCACCGCGGAGGACGCGGGCCGUGACCCGGUGUGGAACGAGACUUUCCAGGCCAACAUAGUGAGCGAGAACGAUGUGGAGGUGGAAAUCAAGGAUAACAACGUGGGCCUGGAUGAUACCAUCGGCAUCGCCUCCUUCAACCUCGGCCGAGCCCGGGAGUACGGCAACGACCGGCUGGAGGUGCCCGUCCUCAGCCCCCGGCACCGCACCCAGCACGGCUACCUCUCCGUAUCCCUCAACUGGCAGCCGCAGCCAGCGGGAUACGUGCCCCAGACAGCAGGCAUGUACGGCACGGAGAUGUACGGCAUGCAGCAGCAGCCCAUGGGCUACAUGCCACCCAUGCCGCAGCCGCAGCCUGGGUACUAUGAGGGCGGCAUGGCGCCGCCGCCGGCCGUGUACUACCCGCCGGCUGCUGGCCCGCAGGUCGUGGAGGAGGUCACGGUGAUAGAGGAGUAUCCGGCCCAGCACCACCACCACCACCACCACCAUCACCGCGAGCCGGAGGUGAUUGAGGAGGUGAUUUACGAGAGGUACUGAGGUCUGUGGGAUCGAGUUGGUUUGGGGCUUGGGGUCGCUGAUUUGCUUAUGGCAUGCCGUACCACUUUCCCUGGUUGUAAGAUGUGUUUUUGCGGAACGUUGUGCUCUUGUUGUCUAAGCCGUGAGUAGGGAAGGCGUUGGGUAGCAUGUUUUGUUACGGUAUGCAGGAACGGAAACCUGGGGGGAUGCUGCUUAUGCGGCCACUUCACCCAUGCAGCGUGGUAGGCGGGUAGGCAUGUCGAGUCACACCAAUGGGG
Messenger RNA from Astrephomene gubernaculifera, 1104 nucleotides. NCBI's taxonomy places the organism in Eukaryota, Viridiplantae, Chlorophyta, Chlorophyceae, Chlamydomonadales, Astrephomenaceae. The record is from the annotation of a GenBank genome assembly.